CUGGAGAGGUUGCCAUAAGGUGUGAGGAUGUUUCCAUCUAUUUUUCCUUGGAGGAGUGGGAGUAUAUAAAAGGAAAUCAAGCCCUUCUCAGAAAAACAAUAAAGGAGGAGGAGCCCCAGCAGCUCUGCCUAUUGGACGGUGAAUAUGAAGAUAAGAGAGAGAUUCCAGCUGAUCUGGGAGGAACAUUAUGUUAUAAUAAUGAGCCAAGCAAGAUUGGGGCUGAAGGAGCAGAUUUUUUUGCCAACGGAAAUCUUAGAAACCGUGAACUUUCUCCAGUGAAACAACCCACACCGGCCAAUGUGAUUAAAGAGGAGGCGGCUUCAUGGGAAGGGGGAAACCAAUUAGAUUGCAGAAUUAAUCCACUUACAGGACAGAUACAGGGAACAGAUACACUUACUACCAACAUGGUGACGUAUAACUGUUCUGAGUGCCAUAAACACUUUGGAACUAAACGCAGCCUUCUCAAGCAUCAGAAAACUCACACAAGGGUAAGACGAUUUGUCUGUUCUGUGUGUGAGAAACGUUUUAUUUGUAAUUCACAACUUAUUUUACAUCAGAGAAGCCACACAGGGGAGAAACCGUUCUCUUGUUCUGAAUGCGGGAAAUGUUUUUAUCAGCGCUCACAACUUAAUGAGCAUCACAGAACCCACACAGGAGAGAAACCAUAUUCUUGUUCGGACUGCGGUAAAAGUUUUGCAUAUCGUUCCGACUUUAACAGACACUGCAAAAUUCACAGAAGAGAUAAAACAUUUACUUGUUCCCAGUGUAACAAACAGUUCACAUCUCACUCAGAUUUUAUUGUGCAUCGAAGAAGUCACGCAGCAGAGUGGCCAUUCUCAUGUUCUGAAUGUGGAAAACAUUUUAUCCGUCGCUCACAACUUAUUAUUCAUGAGAGAAUCCAUACUGGAGUGAGACCUUAUUCAUGUUCCGAAUGUGGGAAAGACUUUAAAGAACGCUCGAGUCUCAACGCGCAUCAGAAAAUUCACACAGGGGUGAAACCAUUUACUUGUCCUCAGUGUGAGAAAUGUUUUAUUUAUCGCUCAGAUCUUAACAGACACCUAAGAUUUCACAAAAAAGAAAACACAUUUUCUUGUUCUCUGUGUGGGAAACAUUUCACUUGUGCCUCAAACCUUAAUGUGCAUCUCAGGGUUCACACUGGAGAGAGACCGUACUCUUGUUCUGAGUGUGGGAAAUGUUUUAAACAUCGUUCGCACCUUACUACUCACCAAAGAAGUCACAAGGAGGAGAAACCGUUUUCCUGCUCUCAAUGUGGGAAAAGUUUUAAUGAUCGCUCACGUCUUAUUGUACAUGAAAGAACCCACACAGGGGAGAAGCCAUUUUCCUGUUCUGAAUGUGGGAAAUGUUACAAUAACCGUGCAUGCCUUAGAGUCCAUAAAAGAAUUCACACAGGGGAGAAACCAUUCAGUUGUACCGACUGUGGGAAAUGUUUCCGUGAUCGCGGCUGCCUUCGAUUUCAUACGAGAAUUAACACAGGGGAGAAACCAUUCACUUGUUCUGAAUGUGGGAAAUGUUUCAAUAGCCGCGCCUGCCUUAAAUUCCAUAAAAGAACUGACACAGGGGAGAACCCAUUCACUUGUACUGAAUGUGGGAAAUGUUUUAUGCGUUGUGCCCUGCUCACUGCACAUUAUCAGUUACACACAGAGGAGAAACCAUUUCCUGACAGUAACUUUACUGAUACAGUGAGUAUUAUACAACAGAUACAGGGAACAGACACACCUGCUCCUAUCAUGGGGUGCAGCCUGAAUAACAGCUCGGCAGAGCAUUAUAAAUCGGUUGUUAUGAAAGAGGAGGCGAGUUCAUGGGAGGAAGAAAAGCCCCUCGCAGAAGGAACACAAGGAACAGACACAGCGACUCUCAUGGGGCGGAGCCUGAAUAGCAGCGGCUUCCCUAAGGAUACAGCCAGUGGUACUGAAGAGGAAUCGGAUUCAUGGGAAACAGACCAUAAUUACUGCAACAUAAAUACAGAGCAGCCCCUGGGAACGGACCAAUCAGCUCCCACCAUGGGCUGCAACCUGAAUACCAACUCGCCACUCGAUUAUGUAUCAUUUGUUAUUAAAGAGAAGGUGGCUUCAUGGGAAAGGGGAAACCAAUCAGAUUGUAGCAUUAAUCCCCUUACAGAACAGAUACAGGGAACAGACACACCUACUCCCAACAUGGAGAUGUAUAACUGUUCUGAGUGCCAUAAACAUUUUAGAACUAGAACCGGUCUGGGGAGGCAUCAGAAAACUCACACAGGAGCAAAUACAUAUGUCUGUUUUGUGUGUGAGAAACGUUUUGCGUGGCAGUCGGAACUUAUUAAACAUCAGAGAAUUCACACGGGGGAGAAACCGUUCUCUUGUUCUGAAUGUGGGAAAGGUUUUCAUUAUCGCACACAACUUACUGUACAUCAGAGAACUCACACCGGAGAGAAACCCUAUUCUUGUUCAGACUGCGGAAAAAAGUUUUCAUAUCGUUCAGACUUUAACAGACACUGCAGAAUACACAGAAGAGAGAAAUCAUGUACUUGCUCCCAGUGUAUAGAAAAUCACACAGGGGAGGGACCAUUCUCUUGUUGUAAAUGUGGGAAACAUUUUAAACGUCACUCACAACUUACUGUACAUCAGAGAAUCCAUACUGGAGAGAGACCUUAUUCAUGUUCCGAAUGUGGGAAGGGCUUUAAAGAUCGUUGGACUCUCAAUGCCCAUCUAAGAAUUCACACAGGGGAGAAACCAUUCACUUGUUCUCAGUGUGAGAAAUGUUUCGCUUAUAGCUCAGAUCUAAAUAGACACCUGAGAUAUCACAACGGAGAAAAACCAUUUUCUUGUCCUCAUUGUGGGAAACAUUUCACUUCUACCUCAGACCUUAAUGUGCAUCUCAGGGUUCACACAGGAGAGAGACCGUACUCUUGUUCUGAGUGUGGGAAAUGUUUUAAACAACCCUCACAGCUUACUACACACCAAAGAAUUCACACAGGGGAAAAACCAUUCACUUGCACUGAAUGUGGGAAAUGUUUCCAUGACCGCGCAUGCCUUCGAUUCCAUAAAAAAAUUCACACAAGGGAGAAACCAUUCAGUUGUACUGAAUGUGGGAAAUGUUUUCGUGCUCGCGCGGGCUUUAAUUUGCAUAAAAGAAUUCACACCGGGGAGAAACCAUUCACUUGUACUGAAUGUGGAAAAUGUUUCAGCGAUAGCGCAGGUCUUAGAUACCAUAAAAGAUUUCACACAGGGGAGAAACCAUUCACUUGUACUGAAUGUGGGAAAUGUUUUAUGCAUCCUUAUCAGCUCACUGCACAUUUAAAGUUACACACAGGGGAGGAACCAUUGCCUGACAGUAACUGUACUGAUACACAGUGAGUAACAUACGAUUAUGACGCUAUUAAAUUAUGAUUCCUUUUGGUCAGUGUAUUCUUCAUUUUUAAUAAACGUUUAAGCAACUGAGGAAAAACUGCACAGAAUAUUUUGUAUAAGGGGUUGGAUGGACAGAUCGCAUCCUACAAGUCAGAUGUAGUGUUGCAGGUCUAAAAACAGAAAACACAUUAGCCGACACAACUGCCAGGAAGGGACACUGCUUCCCAUGUUUUUAUCCAACACAAUAUGGUGUGAUGGAGUCUGACUUUCCUCAUUAAAAUACAAUAACUGUUGGAUUAGAACAUAGGCAUAGGACAAGACAAGGCUCACCCCUUUCCUCCUUACUUUAUGUAAUCUGUAUGGGGCACCUCCCAACUGCCAUUUGUAAAAAUGCAAAUAGCAGCAGCUUUUGCAAGUGAUCUUUAAAUUUCCUUUUAAUUUGAUGUAGGCAUUGAUAUUCUAAUACCCCAGUAUUACUCUUCUUCUACCUAAGUUUGCCACCUUUCUGAGGACUUAACUCUGAGUGAUGGGGGGGGGGGGUGGAAACGUGGCGUCAGUGGGUGGAGACAUAGCGUUGCAGGGGAUGGGAUAAUAAUGUUAAUCACAAAGCCCCCCCAAUUUGUUUGGGAAUUACUCAGUUUUGGUGGUUCUCCCCUGGUUUUCCAUACCCCAGCAGCAAUCUCCCGAUUUUUACAAAUUGUCCAGAACUCCUUCGAUGGAUUCCGGGUGUGCAUAUGUAGUAAGCAUUCGGUGAUGUCAUUUGAUACAUCUGCGCAUGCGUGGGUAGAAUUUUUUCGACUUCAGUGACGACUUUUUGCAUGUGCCAAGGCUGACAGCUCUGCGAUCACCUCGUCAGGUUUGAAGAGUCCUGCCCAUAUCGGGCAAGCAGUUUUGACCAGGAAAGCCCUUCCAACCCAACUUCCACCGCUAUGAACCUAUGGCCUUCCUGUUGAUUAGACAGAUCAUUAUGCACAGCCGUGGGCCACUAUCGUUUCAAGCAAAUAACCACAGGCAGGGGGUGAUUUCACUUACCCUUCAAAAACAACAGAGUUCAAGAUACCUUCUUAUUUUAUGGAGAACAGGAACAUCAUAAAAAAUUUGAUUUAUUUGCCUGAGAUGGACAAUAUGAGAGUGACCCCCGAUUCAGGGCAAAACUCUGAAUGGCUUGCCAAAGAACUCUCAUCUGUAGUAUAUUUGACGAUAAGUCUGGUCUUGGGUGAUUCCAAGUACCUUGAACCCAAUGUGAAAAACAGUGAGGUCUCCUUACUGGCCAACCCUUGGCCAAAUCCUCUGGACCUCUCCACCAAUUCAGUUCUUGACAGACAAUGGAUGGUAGCUUUAUCUUUUGGUAAAUGUUGGUCCUAUCCCAUUUCUUUAAGAAACACGUCUGUGGUGCCAUUGGGCCCAAGGGACUGGCUUGAUACAAGACUUCCUCAACCUAAUAUCUAAAUGAUCAGUUUCACUAAUGGAGGUGUGAGAAACUGUGUGAGAUUUACUUCUAUUUUGAUCUUCUUUUCAUCUGAUAAGUACAGAAACAUUUGCCUUGUAUCCACCUUAGCCCCAAGAAAUCUCUGAGAAGGUUUCAGUUUACUCUUCUCUUGGCUUAAUAUCCAUCCUUGAUUCUGAAACACCUUCCCUACAUGAGACUGAAGCUGGGUGUUAAAUCGUCCCUCAUCUGUAGGUUGUUGAGAUAAUGAAAUAUUUGAAUAUUCUGACUUCUCAGAUGAGCUAUUUUGGGGUUGCGGCACUUCCACUGCCGGCUUCCCAGUUCCAACUCUGUUAUUUAUAGGUGCAGGUCUAUAAAUAGAGGGGGCUAGCCAGGUCGGGUAGGGUUAGGGCUGGGAGCGUGCGGGUCCAGUAAAACUCAACCUACACAUCACUACUCUGUGUGUUCCCCUGUAGCUCCUUUCUGUUGCUGCUUAUGGCUCUUCCCUGCUGCACUCACCUAUGGAUUUGCCUGGGGAUCAUUCAGCUCCAUAGUAAGUCAGGCUGAAUAAAUACACGAGAACCAAGUUCAACCCUUCCAUAUCCCUCUACAUGUUCAUCCUAUGGAAGCAGCCAAACACUCCUGUUGUCAAUUCAGCCUCCCUGGGGGGGAAAUUAUAUUAAUUCCUGAUUACUCCCUGGAUCCGACCCAUUUCAGCUCCCCAACAAGGGGCACAUAACCUGCCUGCUCUUCAGUAAAGGCCCCUCAGUGCUGCCCUCUUGUCA
Xenopus tropicalis (tropical clawed frog) is the source of this 5558-nucleotide messenger RNA. Its product is annotated as zinc finger protein 271-like. Gene Ontology annotation, cellular component: nucleus. Lineage: Eukaryota; Metazoa; Chordata; Amphibia; Anura; Pipidae. The transcript has 4 exons. The record is from RefSeq and is a predicted model, not a curated record. The coding region runs from base 405 to 3353 and encodes 982 amino acids.